Molecule: messenger RNA, 2515 nt
Organism: Jatropha curcas
Lineage: Eukaryota; Viridiplantae; Streptophyta; Magnoliopsida; Malpighiales; Euphorbiaceae
Product: Zinc finger C-x8-C-x5-C-x3-H type family protein
Molecular function (GO): metal ion binding; mRNA binding
Source: RefSeq, a predicted model, not a curated record
AAAAAGGAAAAAAGGACCAAAAAAAAAAAAAAAGGUAAAAAGGACCAAAGCCAGACCCGUACAGUGUUAGAGAGAGAAAAAAGGGGUUGGAGAGAGAGAGAGAAAGCAGAAGCUCCAUACUGCUAAAGCAUCUCAAAAAUCAAAUCUCUUCUUCGCUUAGACUACUGUACUAGCUUCACUCGAUCGAGCUCCGCCGAUCCUUCUAGAACAUUCUGUAACUGUAACGUUUUGUUGUUAGUUCCUUGUAAAGUGUACAGAAUCCUCUCUCCUCCUCUCCCCAAAACAAGAAAACCCCGUUUUGAUGGAGUUUUACGGUCGAAACCAAGCAAGGAAUGGGUCCCAAUCGGGUCAGCAACCCCAAUGGAACCCUGCGGCCGGCGAGACCGGGCUAGAAGAAUCGAUGUGGCGAUUGGGACUGGCUAGCAGCGAAUCGUAUCCGGAGCGGUCCGGCGUGCCUGACUGUGUGUACUAUAUGCGAACUGGAUGUUGUGGGUAUGGUGCCAGGUGCCGUUAUAACCACCCUCGUAAUCGCGCUGCGGUUGAGGCGGCUGUAAGAGCUACCGGGGAGUACCCAGAACGAGCGGGGGAACCCCUUUGUCAGUUUUAUUUGAAGACUGGAACCUGUAAAUUUGGUGCUUCUUGCAAGUUCCACCAUCCGAAACAUGGAGGUGGAUCCUUGAGCCAUGUUCCACUAAAUAUACAUGGAUACCCAUUACGACCGGGUGAGAAAGAAUGCUCCUACUAUUUGAAAACGGGGCAGUGCAAAUUUGGCAUAACUUGUAAAUUCCAUCAUCCUCCACCAGCUGGCACAUCUAUGCCAGAAUCUGCACCCCAGUUUUAUCAGCCGGUGCAGUCACCUUCAAUUCCUAUACCUGAACCAUAUGGGGGUGCAUCCACCAGCUUGAGGGUGAGGCCUCAGCUGUUACCUGGUUCAUAUGUGCAAGGGGCUUAUGGUCCUGUGUUGUUUUCCCCUGGAGUGGUUCCAAUUCCGGGUUGGAGUCAUUACUCGGCACCUGUAAGCCCUGUUAUGUCUCCUGGUGCACAGCCAGCAGUUGGAGGAACUUCUUUAUAUGUAUCUUCUUCAACACCUGCACUUGUCGGAACCUACCCGUCACCCUCUUCUGUUGCUGGCCUAUCAAGCGGUACUCAAAAGGAGCUAACUUUUCCAGAGAGACCUGGCGAACCUGAAUGCCAGUACUACCUGAGGACUGGAGACUGUAAAUUUGGAUCAUCUUGUAGAUAUCAUCACCCUCGGGAUCGGAUUGUGCCAAGAACAAAUUGUGUCCUCAGCCCACUCGGUCUUCCUUUACGUCCAGGAGUGCAACAUUGCACCUUCUAUAUGCGAAAUGGGCACUGCAAAUUUGGUUCCACGUGCAAAUUUGAUCAUCCAAUGAUGAGAUAUAGUCCAUCAGCAUCCUCUCUUAUUGAUAUGCCAGUUGCUCCAUAUGUUGGGUCUUUGCUGGCUACCCUGGCCCCUUCAUCCCCUUCCUCUGAAUUGCGACCUGAACUGAUUGGAGCAACAAAAAAGGAUAGUUACUUGAGCAGAAUUCCUUCGUCUGGAAACACAUCAAGCAGUUCAGUUGGGUUGAUUUUCUCCCAGACUGGGUCUGUUCCACUUUCUGAUUUGCAACUAUCAGGUCAGAGUUCUGUUCCUUUAACCAGUGGCAGAAGCACAAGACAAGGUGGUGAGGUCCGUCGUUCUAGUUGAUUUAAAACCCUAAAAUCACCAUUCAGUAGACAUCAGAUUCACCACUCCUCAUUUGGUUUUCUGUUUAUAGAGCUUAGUAAAUUAUAGUUUGUCCGGAAUUUUCAUUAGUCUGCGUAAAGGUUUAUCAUCCAAUCUGGUUUAGUUCAUAAUAGGACCAAUUAUCUAUCUGUACUCAUCAAUAUGCUCUCAAAUAAGCUUCAGUAGCAGUCACCAUAUGAACUUCUCUGCAAAGCUUCCAAAUAAUCUCAGUGUAACAGGCUAGCCUACACCAUUUUCUCAAAUUUAAAGUCUUCUUUAUACUGAUUCUGGUAAUUUUUGUGAUGGAAAGAUUAGUCAAAUCCCCACUUAUUAGUCAGCCCAUCUUUCACUUUCUCUCCUAAAAAUUCAGGACAAACUUCCAGUUUUGUAAUUGCGAGCUUAUCUAGUUGAUUUCAGAGGGAUCAAAAGGUGUUAUUUUGCCUCUUUUUUUUGAGGGCAUUUAUGGAGAAUACUUUGAAGACUACAAGUAGGCAUGAAGCCAUAUGAUGUUGACCCCAAGGUGUCAUCAAGUAUAAGCUCUUCAUGUUUAGUGGAAAGACAGAGAUGUCCUUUAACUGUAAAUUAUGUCUAUUAUUUUGCAUUGUUUUUAGUCAUGUGACAAUGGUUGAAACUUCAGGAUUCCUGCCUUUAUUUUAGCAAAGAUUUCUGUGGAGUUUAAGAUUAUAACUUUUAUGUGAAUUCUGAAUUCAGAUAACCUUGACUAAUUGUGCCUGUAGCAGUCAUCUCUACAUAAAAGCAUGAAUUGAAUAGAGGAAGCAAGCUUAAAUA